Molecule: messenger RNA, 1329 nt
Organism: Parathielavia appendiculata
Lineage: Eukaryota; Fungi; Ascomycota; Sordariomycetes; Sordariales; Chaetomiaceae
Exons: 1
Coding region: 457-1149 (230 amino acids)
Source: RefSeq, a predicted model, not a curated record
UGUUGUAGAUCAAAGAAUCAGCGUAUCGCUCAAAAGAUACAGGUGUAUUGGUACGUAAGCCUUUCGAACAAUAGUGUGUGGCCGUUUUGAUAGCCCACUCCGUGCUGGACCUUACCUCCAUGCUGGACCCCACCUCCGUGCUGCUACCCACAACGAUACUGAGUACUCUACCCAUCGGGGCACCACUCGGCGCCCACGCGAGAACCAGGGAAAUGCCAGGCACAACAGGGCGGUUUGGGAGGUCGAAAACCUUUGGAAAGGUGGGAAACAGUGAGACUCAAAAGGCGUAUUAUAUCGCGAUACGCACUUGCAUUGUAGUGUAGUUUGAUGGUGUAGUUGUUCGUGUGUGGGGCCCUAAAUUGAACCGGUUAGACCGGUGAAAAUAGGAAGCAGCGGUAGUGAGAUUAGGAGGCUUGAGGGCUGCGAGUUUUCCAACAGCCACUGGCCGUCAAAAUCAUGCCCUGGCGCUGGUUACCCCUUGUCAUCCAGGCUGAAGGCUACACCAAGUUCGGGCAUUGGGCCGUUCCUUCGAAUGAACACUUGAUUGGUCGAAUUUUCAUCGAGCCUGUGAGGUGUCGAGGAAGCGAUGCAAGCCCAGAGAUGUGGCUGGAGGAAACGGCCCUUUUCCAACGCCACCUACGGCACCGCGUCUUGGCUUCGGCAGAGGCGGGGCACUUGAACUUCGCUUCGGUCGAGCGUGUCCCGAUCAUUUGCAGACGGAUCGACAGAGCACAGAGGUACAUAGAAAUUGGAACCUCGGCAGCACGGGCUGGCCUCAUAUCCCAUCAUCUGCUUAGCUCGCAAGCCGUUCGUCAGACGCGUUUCAUGCUUAGUUCAUCAAUCUCUUCGGAAAUUUGCUCUAGGCAAACCAAAGAAGCGACGACGCCUGGAGUGGCAUUCCUCAAGUUUUCAGCCCGAUCAAGUGCAGCACACAUCACACGGGAACACUGCAUCAUGCAGCCUCAACCAGCACUACCCCGUCAUCAACGGGCCCUCUGUCAAUCAGCUCGAGGGCAUUCCAAAUCAAUUGUCCUUCUCAGCACCCACGAUACCCUCCCCGUUUCCUCGGCCCUCCACUGUCUGUUUUUAAGAAGGGAGCACACAUAUCGAAGACUGUCGCUCAUCAACAUGUAUCAAAGACGCCUCUGAUCUUAUCACAUCCACGCACUUGCCUUCUGACGGCUCUCUCCGACCGUUGGGGUGGAUGGAACGUUGCAAUCACGGCUACGCCUUGCCGCGUCGGGCAUGGCUCCGAUCCCUUGUUUCCCCGCGUCUUGGCUAGCUGCUAAUCCACUUUCUGUCACCGACAGACAGAUAUUAAGCUGCCCA